Myotis lucifugus (little brown bat) is the source of this 715-nucleotide messenger RNA. Its product is annotated as DNA dC->dU-editing enzyme APOBEC-3G-like. Gene Ontology annotation, biological process: defense response to virus; cytidine to uridine editing; DNA cytosine deamination. Gene Ontology annotation, cellular component: P-body; nucleus; cytoplasm. The record is from RefSeq and is a predicted model, not a curated record. Lineage: Eukaryota; Metazoa; Chordata; Mammalia; Chiroptera; Vespertilionidae. The transcript is spliced from 2 exons. The annotation marks the transcript as partial. Gene Ontology annotation, molecular function: cytidine deaminase activity; zinc ion binding; RNA binding.
ACCCCUGAUAAAUGGAACCACCUUUGAGUCAACUUCGGUCACGACUGGGAGAAAAAACACACACCUGUGCUACGAGGUGGAGGUCCGGGAGGGCGACGCCUGGGUCCCAGGGAAGGAGCUCCAGGGCUUCCUGCGCAACCAGGUACUCCGUCAUGCAGAGUUGUGCUUCCUGGAACGGUUCGGUUCUUGGCAACUGGAUGAGGGGAAGCAGUACAGACUCACCUGCUACAUCAACUGGAGCCCCUGCCCUAACUGUGCCCAGAUACUGGUGGAAUUCCUGGGAGAGAACAGACACGUGAGCCUGCGCAUCUUCGCUGCUCGCAUCUAUAAAAAAUCCGAUGGAUAUAAGAACAUCUAUACCAAACCUUAUACAUAUGAGGAUGGGCUGCGCAAGCUGCGGGACGCUGGGGCCCAACUCGCCAUCAUGACCCGCGACGGUCAGCAGGGACUCCUGAGGGUGGGAGGUGGGCGGGCAGAGAGGCUGGGAAAUGGCUACACAGAGGGGGCAGGAGGAGAAUCCAGGUGGGGAAGCCUGUCAGCUGCCUGCAGGGGUGCUGCUGGGUCUGGAGAGGAUGGAGUCCCCUGGAGGAGAGAGUUCAGGGGAGAGAAGGGGUCCUUGGGAGGGGGGAGGUGGGUCCCUGUACCAUCAGGACCCAGGUCCUUCCUGGUAGAAGGGGAGGGGCUGCCUCAGAUUCCAGUGGAAGAAAGAAUUUGA